UACAUUACUUUUCAUCUGGUGUUGACACUUCCAAAGAGCUGGAAAAGUCGAAUAACUUCUCUAUUUAAACUUUAAAAUGAUUAUUAUCGGUAAUGCGUAGUAUUUAAAAAGCGUCUGGACGACCAAUGCUACAGUUCUGUAUACGUUUAAGUGUGAAUUUGUCACAUUUUAUCUGCCGUUUCUGGGUGUUCGGCGACUCCGCCCACAAAUUCCUGAGAGUCUGGGGUUGUGAGGAGGAGGAAAGAAAAGGAAAAGAAAAGGAGAGGAGGAAGAAAAAAAAGAGACAGGAGUCAGCUGGAAACAGGGGAAGAGAGAUGAUUAUUGUCACCAUCAACAACAGAAACAACUGUAACUCUGUUCCAGAACCGGACUCUGCUGCUCCACAGCUUCUCUAAAACCAACAUCUGGAAGGCUUUCCCCCUCAUUCUGACUUCAGUUGAAACUUUCUCCGCCUGUGGACUUGGAGCUGGAGUUUCCAGUUUCCAGUUUGACUUGAGCUGCAGUUAAAACAGACAGGCAAACUUCGACACUAGAUAUUCGGCUUGUACUGCUCCUGGAGCAGCUGGAGAAGGAGUAGGAAGAAAAAGAAGAACCGACAACCAUCCAGCGUGUCUCCGUGUUUGUGUUGGAAGCAUGGAGAUCCUGGACAGUGGAGAACCGUUCCUGCACUGGGACAGGAACCUGAGUGAACUGUCUGAGACCGGGGAGCUGGAUUCAGUUCUCUACCCAAAUCACUUCUCUGAGCUCCUGGAUGACCUCUCCCAAGAUGCUCUGCUGGGCCAGCUGCUCAGCGACCCCUUCCUGUCCGGAGUGAGGGACAGCAUGGAGGCCAUGGAGGGCCACAUGAACAUAGACGACCUGUCUCCAUCCUCCCCUCUGACACCUCACAUCACAGCGGAGCACAGCUACUCGCUGUGCGGCGACAGUCGACCUCAGUCACCGCUGUCACACCUGACCGGAGAGCACGGCAGUGAAGCCGCAGAGUCUGACGGAGAGUGGCCCAUGGAGCAGGAGGAGCCUCUGGAGAGCCUCCUGGGUGAGGCUCCCUCUCUGCUCCCCAGCCUGACUCUGUCACUGGCUCAAGCCGAGGGGCCACAGGCAAGCAAGUGUCACCCCACCGUGGCCCCGGCUGCUCCCGCUGCCACCAGCGUGGCCCCCGCGGCCCCCGCGGCCCCAGUUCAGACCACAGUGAGCAGCUCCAACCAGACCAAAGGCAUCAAGAUUAAAGAGGAGAAUAUAAUUCCACAGAUUAAACUAGAGCCACACGAAGUGGAUCAGUUUCUCAACUUUUCACCCAAAGGCACAGGUCUGGAGUCACUGCAGAUGCCCCCUACUCCUCCCAGCUCUCAUGGUAGUGAUUCUGAGGGGAGCCAGAGUCCGGUCCACGCUCCUCCUGGACUCUCCUGCCCCACCUCUCCGACCAGCCCCUCUCCUCCACAGAGCAGCCUGAAGGCUUCCCCUCGAGCCUCCUCGUCCUCCUCAUCUCUGUCCAACUCUCCUCUGCUCACAGCUCCUCACAAGCUGCAGGGUUCUGGACCGCUGAUCCUAACUGAGGAGGAGCGUCGGACCCUGGUGGCUGAAGGUUACCCUGUUCCCACCAAACUGCCACUCACCAAAGCUGAGGAGAAAGCUCUGAAGAAGAUCCGAAGGAAAAUCAAAAACAAGAUCUCAGCUCAGGAGAGUCGCAGGAAGAAGAAGGAAUACAUGGACGCUCUGGAGAAGAAGGUGGAGACAUGCUCCAAUGAAAACAGUGAACUGCGAAUGAAAGUGGAGUCACUGGAGGGCACCAACAAGUCACUGCUGCAGCAGCUUCAGUCUCUUCAGGCCUUGGUUGCAGGAAAAGUUCAUAGAUCCUGCAGAGCAGCCAGUACACAGACAUCAACAUGUUUAAUGGUGGUGGUGUUGUGCUUUGCUCUGUUUCUGGGCAGUUUUUACCCCAGCAGUCUGAGCAUGUGCUCCAUUGUCACAGAAACAGGCCUCGCUUCUAAAUCGCUGGCUGUGAAAGAAUCAUACACAACCACAGUCAAGUCAAGGAGUCUGCUCUCGACCUUCGAGGAUGAGCAGCCCCACUUCCUCGGUCUGGGCGGUGAAUAUCCUGACCAAUGGGAGGACACGCCGGCCGUCGUAAUGGCAGCAUGGCGUCACUCAGAGCAGCAGAAGUUGGGGGUGGAGCCCAGCAGGGCAGAGACACACCCACCUUACAGGAGUAAGAGCAACGAUACACAGGCACCAAAGAACCUGCUGCUCGACCUGCACAGGUCUUUGGAGCAGAACUCAAAUGAGAGCAGCAGUAAAGUGUUGGAGCUACAGCGAACGGUCAACGAGACCUCCUGAGGUAGCCCUCCUCCCACCUCGGAGCCCCCCGCCCCCCAGCUUCAAACCUCACCUGCUUCACGUCACAUCCCAUACUGACCCUGUGACCCCUUCCUCAGUCUCACCAGAGCAAAGUUCAGUGUCCCUGGAGUAAAAACUCCCAACAGUGUAGUACUUCCUACUGCAGAUGGUGUGAUUAAUCAGAUACACUGUAGUAGAAACAGUCAUAGUUAUAGUAAUAAUAGUAAAGAAGACUGAGGCACUGGUUGUCUCCUUUCUAAAUUAAUAGAUGCACUGAACAGAUUUUUCACAGCUUUAGUCAUAAAUUGACCCACAAAGAAAAGAAGUGAAAUAAAUAUCUGAUCUGGAACCAAAUGUAAUAAAACAACGGCGUGUUUGAAGAAAAUGACUAAAUACGACAUGUGAAGCUUUUCACAGGAGACUGAGGUGGAACUCUGUAUUUAUAGAACUUUUUUUGUAGUUUUAUUAUUAAAUAUUUUAAUUAUAUUCCAGUAAGGCUUUCAGUACUUUUUUGGCUUUUUUUACUUUUCCUUUUGUUGAAACUCUGUUUUUCUAUGUUUUUUUAAUUGUAUUCUUUUAUACAGUACAUUGUUUGUUGUUGUUUCGUUUUUUGUUUUUUUUUCCUUUAACUCCCCAAGCACCAGGGUUAGGUUUACUGGUACCGUUGGGAAUCCUCUAUGUCAGAAUGGAGUUUUUUGUGUUUUUUUUUAAAUGUCUGAUGGAACCACAGUUUGUUUUCUUUUUUAUUUCAGCUUUGCAACGUUUCGCUGCAUCAAAACUCUUUCUUUUCUUCUUUAAAAUGCUCUGACCCAAAAAAGAAUAUUUCUUUAAAAAAAAAAAUUAAAAUAUAUAAUUAUCUAUUUUUGUAAAUAUCAGUUGUGUAUAAAUGAAAAAAAAGUCUAAAUAUGUUCAGGAUGUGCAGUUUAUAUACCAAACCACAUUUUUGGGUUUAAUUUGAUCACAUGACCUUGAAUGAGUGUUACGUUCAGGAAGUUACAGGUUCGUAUGUCAUGUCAGAGACCAAAACCAGUCCAGUGUCCGUUCAUCGAGCUGUAAAUAUCAUUUUAAUCAUGAGUAUUUGUUUCAUUGUCCAAAGAGUUUAUCUCAGUCAACAUGGAAAAUGUACCAACAAUCGUGUUGGUUUGUUAGAUUCUCACCACAGGGUCUGUUUCUAAUGUACGGUAACGUUAUCACAAACAUAAUCACAGCAGAACUCGUAUGAGACGUUUUCAUUAAUGGCUUUUCUGUUUCCUGCUGCAGUUUUGAAAGCAGUUUUUUGUUUCCGUGUGGCUUCUGUGUAACGCCGGCCUGACUUUAGCUUUUCUGUCCUUACUAGCAUUCAGAUGAAUAAAAUAUUUUAUGUAGAUAAAGCAUAA
Molecule: messenger RNA, 3710 nt
Organism: Cynoglossus semilaevis (tongue sole)
Lineage: Eukaryota; Metazoa; Chordata; Actinopteri; Pleuronectiformes; Cynoglossidae
Gene: creb3l2
Product: cAMP responsive element binding protein 3-like 2
Exons: 12
Coding region: 634-2334 (566 amino acids)
Biological process (GO): regulation of transcription by RNA polymerase II
Molecular function (GO): DNA-binding transcription factor activity, RNA polymerase II-specific; cAMP response element binding
Source: RefSeq, a predicted model, not a curated record